This is a messenger RNA of Triticum turgidum subsp. durum (durum wheat), 4038 nucleotides long. Lineage: Eukaryota; Viridiplantae; Streptophyta; Magnoliopsida; Poales; Poaceae. The record is from the annotation of a GenBank genome assembly.
AUGAGCGUGAUUGCGGCUGCUGUGGGGAAGCAGGUCCUCGACAAGCUGGGCGGCAAGCUUGGCGGCGAGCUGGGCAGCUACGUCGUGUCAGAGGUCACUCUGCAGUGGAGGUACAAAGACGACGUGUUGAAGUUGGGGGAGAAGAUGAAAGAUGUGGAGGCCGUGCUGGGUGAUGCCGACGAGAGGUCGCGUCGAGGAGGACGAGAAGACGGAAGAGUGUACGAGCGGUGGCUUACCAAGUUUAAGCGUGUGGCCUAUGAUGUGGAGGACGUGCUGGAUGAGUUGGAAGCCAACGAGCUCAUCAAGAAGAGCCAACCCAAGGUCAGCUUAUGGUUUUCCAGAAACAAUCAACUCCUGCAGCGAAUGACCAUGCCCCACAAGAUGAAGAAGGUGAUGGAAAAAAUAGACGCAAUUGAAAAGGAGGGCAGAACGAGGCUCAGUCUUGUGCCGCAGGAAGCAAGGGGAGAAGGGAGCAGAAACAAUGAAACACUUGCAGCCAACUGGAAUGUUGCUGGCAUGAAAACUGGAAUGGUGGGCAGGGGUAUCGACAAGGAGAAGAUAAUCAGCCUGCUACUCACAAGUGAAGAAGCUAACCAGGAUAUCUCCAUCAUUCCAGUUGUCGGCCUUGGUGGCAUAGGCAAGACAACAUUGGCUGAAUCAGUUCUUGCAGACAAGAGGGUCAGUGUCUUUGACAUCUCAAUAUGGGUUAAUGUGUCCAUGCAGUUUGAUUUGCACAAAAUUGGGAGUGUCAUCCUGAAAAGAAUGAUGGAUGACACUAUCAACCUUGACAACUGUGAUUUGCAGUUUCAUCGUCUGAAAAAAGAACUUGCUACUAGAAGAUACUUGAUUGUUCUGGAUAAUCUCUGGGAAGAAGAUGGAAAUAAUCUUGAAAGGCUCAAGGAGAUGUUACAGCAUGGCCGAAAGGGCAGCCGUGUUAUAGUAACCACCCGAAACCUACGCGUAGUGCAACAAUUACGCACUGGUUUUCUUGCAAAUGAGAGGAAAAUUUGCCCAGUUCCAGAGUCUGAAAUAAUAGAGUUGGAUGUUUUAGAACCUGGUGACUGUUGGGAAUUAAUGAAGCAAAGGGCAUUUAGGCCUGAUGAUGACCAUACUGGCUUGGAAGAAAUUGGAAAGCAGAUUGCAGCCAAGUGUGGAGGAUUACCGCUCGUGGCAAAUGCUCUUGGGCAAGUAAUGUCAGAGCUAAGGACCGUGGGGGCAUGGGAACAUAUAAGGGACACCAAGGUUGUUUUGGAUUUUCAAGAAGAACAUCAGCAGGAAACAUUAGAGAGUCUAAUGCUGAGCUAUUACUGCAUGAAGAAAGAAUUCAGAAUGUGUUUCACGUACUUGGCAGCCUUCUCCAAGGGCUUUGUCAUGGACAGCAAUCGUCUAAUCCGGCAAUGGAAUGCACUUGGAUACAUUAAUUCAAGGCACGAUGGUCAAAGGUGCAUCAACUACCUUUUGGGGAUGUCCUUUCUUCGGAUUCCAGGAUCCGCUUUGGUUAGUCCAAGUGCAUUGCAUUUCAAAACUCCUCCAGAACUCGUCAUGCAUGAUUUGGUGCAUGAUCUUGUGUCAAGAAUUGUUGUUGAUGACUUCAUUAAUCUCGAUGCUACCAAAAGCACAAGCUGGAACACACCUCAUUACUACCGGCAUGCACAGUUAACCAACUUGAAGAAUGAUCCUAAGGUUUUCAAAUAUAUUCCAGGCAAACUUAGAUCCCUCCAUUUUAGGGAUUUUGGGGGAAUGCAACUCCCGAAAAAGGCAUUUUCUCGGUGCAAGUACAUACGUGUCUUGGACCUAAGUGGACAUUCAGCUAAAGGCCAAUCAGCUCCAAGUAGCGUGGUGCUGCCAUCUUCCAUUAGUCAAUUGAAGCUAAUUCGGUAUCUUGAUGCCACAGGCUUGCCAAUAGCAUCACUUCCUAAGAAUUUUCAUACACUACAAAACAUGGAAACUCUUAUUCUAUCAAAUUCCUUGCUUGAAACCUUACCUGACAUUAUUUGUCGCCUCGGCAAACUUUGCUAUUUGGACCUAUCUGGCAAUAACAGGCUCAGUAAGCUGCCAGCAUCACUAGGGGAGCUCUCUCAACUCUUUUUUCUCAAUCUAUCCGGGUGUUUUAUACUCCAAGAGUUGCCUGAAUCAAUCUGUGAGCUUACAUGCUUACACCACCUAAACAUGUCAGAUUGUUGUGCUCUUCAAAAGCUCCCUGAUAAAUUUGGUAGCCUUCCUAAACUCUCCUUCUUAAACUUGUCAAGUUGUUCAAAGCUCACCAAACUACCUGACAAUAUAAGCCUUCCGUGUUUAGAGCAUCUGAACCUAUUGAGUUGCCAUGAGCUAGAAAACCUGCCAAUUGAUUUUGGCCACCUUCAGAAACUUGAGUUCUUGAACCUCUCUGGUUGCUACAAGGUUUUAAUGCUGCCAGGGUCAUUUUGCCAACUUAAUCAUUUGAAGUACCUAGAUCUUUCAGAUUGUCAUAACCUUGAAAAACUCCCUGACUGUUUUGGUGACCUCAUCGAGCUUCAGUAUUUGAACCUAACAAGUUGUCCUAAACUCCGAGGAUUGCCUGAGUCAGUAUGCAAAUUGUUUAAGCUGAGGUGUCUCUAUUUGUCGUACUGUCUGAGGCUCAGUGAGCUCCCCUCCUCAUUUGGUGACCUUAAGCUUCAAAUACUGCACAUGAAUGGCCUUCUAUAUAUGUAUGACUGCCCUGAUAGCAUUGGUGACAUGACCAGUCUCACUCAGUUUGUGAUUGAUACUGCAACUUCUAAGCUGCUUGAGAAGAUUCCAGCCAUUCAAAAGCGUCUAAAUCUCGUGGGCACAGUAAGGCAUGACAUACAUGAGAUAGAGAGCAGAGGAUGUAGCAGUAUAGUGGACCUUGUGGGAUUGACUUGUUCAGAGCUGAUACUUGCAGGGCUUCAAAAUGUCAGGCAUCCAGAAGAUGCAGACAGAGUCAGACUGCGUGAUAAAUCGGAUAUUCGAUUGCUUAAACUUCUCUGGGAAAACCAAGAAGGUAAAUCAGUGCUGGACAGGCUAGUACCUCCUCGGACUCUUGAACACUUUCAGCUACUCGGGUAUAGCAGCAAGGAUUUCCCUAACUGGAUGUUUCACAUCUCGUCCUAUCUCCCCUUUCUCAGCGAACUGACUCUUAAUGGUUUGGAAGCAUGUGAUUCUCUUCCUCCAUUCGGGGCACUGCCAAAUUUAAGAAUGUUGUGUCUGAAAAACAUUCCCAAUAUUAAGAAAAUCGGUAAGGAAUUCUAUGGAGAGGGCAGACCUUGUAUGAAACUAAGAGUACUGACGCUGAAGUUGAUGAAGAAUUUGGUGGAAUGGUGGACAACAGAGACAGGUGAAGAAAACAAAGAGUUCUUAAUCCCCAAUUUGCAUUUUUUGUUUGUAGUGGACUGUCCAAAGUUGAAGUUCCUACCAUAUCCCUCAAGAAGUAUGAAUUGGGGUUUGAGCAACAGCGACGCAGUUUUGCCAGAACGAGGAUUUGGAAACCUCUCCUCUUAUAUUCAUCCUUCUGAGAUCGUUCUGAAGAGCUGUAGUUUCUCUCAAGACAGGUGGGAUAGUUUUCAACACUUUACCACCCUGGAGAAUUUUUGUGUAUACUCCAUCAGUGGCUUGAGGACUUUGCCAGAGGUCAUGCGGUGCUUCACUUCUCUCACAGGACUAUGGUUGGUGUCAUUGAAUGACCUGGAGACACUCCCGGUAUGGUUGGGUCAGCUCAGUUCUCUAGAACUCUUUCACAUCCACAAUUGCCCUAAGCUGACAUCUCUGCCCGAAAGCAUGAAGAAUCUCACCGCUCUUAGAAAACUGAGGUUGCUACAGUGCAAAGGCCGGGAGAUAUUACCGGAAUGGUUGGGACAGUUGACUUCUCUAGAAGAACUUUUCAUCAGAGAUUGUCCCAGCCUGACAUGUUUGCCUGAAAGCAUAAAGAAUCUCUCUGCUUUGAAGCUACUGAGAAUUGUUCGAUGUCCGAGUCUAAUUGCGAGGUGCCAAGGGGAGGAUGCCCACAAGAUUUGUCACAUCCCCAAAGUCGAAUUCAACUGA